UGAUGAAGACCAGAGAGGAAGGAGAGCUGCCCAAGACCCUGACUGAGAUGUACAUCCACUUCCUAGUGGUUCAGACCAAAGUGAAGAACAUCAAGUAUGAUGGAAGAGCUGAGACAGAUCAUCACUGGAGUCCAGAGAGCAGGAAGAUGAUUAAAUCUCUGGGAAAAAUGGCUUUUGAUCAGCUGCAGAAAGGCAACCUGAUCUUCUAUGAAUCAGACCUGACAGAGUGUGGCAUCGAUAUCAGAGCAGCCUCAGUGUACUCAGGAGUGUUCACACAGAUCUUUAAAGAGGAGAGAGGACUGUACCAGGACAAGGUGUUCUGCUUCGUCCAUCUGAGUGUUCACGAGUUUCUGGCUGCUCUUCAUGUCCAUCUGACCUUCAUCAACUCUGGAGUCAAUCUGAUGGCAGAACAACAAACAACUUCCAUGCUGUCUAAAGUCUUCAGAGAAAAACCUAAACUCAUACAUCUCCACCAGAGUGCUGUGGACAAGGCCUUACAGAGUCCAAAUGGACACCUGGACUUGUUCCUACGCUUCCUCCUGGGUCUCUCACUGCAGACCAAUCAGAGACACCUACGAGGUCUGCUGACACAGACAGGAAGUGGCUCACAGACCAAUCAGGAAACAGUCCAGUACAUCAAGGAGAAGAUCAACCAGGAUCUGUCUGCAGAGAGAAGCAUCAACCUGUUCCACUGUCUGAAUGAACUGAAUGAUCGUUCUCUAGUGGAGGAGAUCCAACAGUCCCUGAGUUCAGGACGUCUCUCCACAGAUGAACUGUCUCCUGCUCAGUGGUCAGCUCUGGUCUUCAUCUUACUGUCAUCAGAAGAAGAUCUGGACGUGUUUGACCUGAAGAAAUACUCUGCUUCAGAGGAGGCUCUUCUGAGGCUGCUGCCAGUGGUCAAAGCCUCCAACAAAGCUCUACUGAGUGGCUGUAACCUCUCAGAGAGAAGCUGUGAAGCUCUGUCCUCGGUUCUCAGCUCCCAGUCCUCCAGUCUGAGACACCUGGACCUGAGUAACAACAACCUGCAGGAUUCAGGAGUGAAGCUUCUUUCUGUUGGACUGCAGAGUCCACACUGUACUCUGGAAACUCUCAGACUGAGUGGCUGUAACCUCUCAGAGAGAAGCUGUGAAGCUCUGUCCUCAGUUCUCAGCUCCCAGUCCUCCAGUCUGAGACACCUGGACCUGAGUAACAACAACCUGCAGGAUUCAGGAGCGAAGCUUCUUUCUGUUGGACUGGAGAGUCCACACUGUACUCUGGAAACUCUCAGGGUGGAGCCUGGUGGAGUCCGAUGGUUGAGACGAGGUCUGAGGAAGUAUUCCUGUGAACUCACUAUCGACACAAACACAGUAAACAGAGAGCUCAAACUGUCUGACAACAACAGGAAGGUGACAUAUGUGGAGGAGGUUCAGUCAUAUCCUGAUCAUCCAGACAGAUUUGACUACUGGCCUCAGCUGCUGUGUAGAACUGGUCUGACUGGUCGCUGUUACUGGGAGGUCGAGUGGACAGGAGGGGUUUAUAUAUCAGUGAGUUACAGAGGAAUCAGCAGGAGAGGAAACGGUACAGACUGUGUGUUCGGGGGGAAUCAUCAGUCCUGGAGUCUGGACUGCUCUGCUGGUCGUUACUCUGUCUGGUACAAUAACAAAGAAACACUCCUCUCCUCGUCCUCCUCCUCGUCCUCCUCCUCCUCCUCCUCCUCCUCCUCUGUCUCUGGUAGAGUAGCAGUGUAUGUGGACUGUCCUGCUGGCACUCUGUCCUUCUUCACAGUCUCCUCUGACACACUGAUCCACCUCCACACCUUCAACACCACAUUCACUGAACCUCUUUAUCCUGGGUUUGGGUUCUGGUCUUCUGGUUCCUCAGUGUCUCUGUGUUCUCUGUAGGAGUGAGAGUCUCCUCCUGUUAGAGAAACCUUCUCACUGCUGAACACAUCAGUUGAGUGUGUACAGGAUGUCACACAGCUGAUGUUAGUUCUGUCCCACCAUGUGUCCCUGGUUAGAUUCUGGUGGGGGACCUUUGCUUUAUGUCCCACCCCUCUCUGUCUCUCUCUGUGUCCAUGUUUGUUGUCUGCAGCCCCGACGUAUCUGUAAAGGCAACAUGUAAAUGAUGGAUUAUCAAAUCAAUCAUUGUUUAUGACACUGAACUUCUGAACACAUUGUCCCUGACUGUGUGUGAAUAAAGACUUUAUACUGCUGACUC
Epinephelus moara (kelp grouper) is the source of this 2196-nucleotide messenger RNA. Its product is annotated as NLR family CARD domain-containing protein 3-like. Bases 3 to 1880 code for a protein of 625 amino acids. The transcript has 5 exons. The record is from RefSeq and is a predicted model, not a curated record. NCBI's taxonomy places the organism in Eukaryota, Metazoa, Chordata, Actinopteri, Perciformes, Serranidae. Gene Ontology annotation, molecular function: protein binding.